AUUUUGGCUAAUAUUAGUUUCGGAAGGCAAUAUUAGGCAUGUACUCUAGGUAGCAUUGAGUAUCCACGCCCUUCUUUGUAAAGAGAGUUUAUAGUUUCCAUUAUUUUGGCCACACCUUUGUGUGUUCUGGGGGGAAAUGUGGAAUGGGGUGAUGCAUCUCUAACAAAGACGUAUUUUCUUAAAUAUUGUGCGUUUAAGAAUAUAAUUCAGUGUGCCUUUGUUGAUGGAAAAUGCUAGUUGAAACUGUCUUUGAGAACGAUACGUGUAGGAGGGGCCAGGGCCCUUUCUAGGGUUCUGGGAGGGGCAGACGAUAAACGCGACCUAAAUUGAUGGAAUAUGCCGAAGCUUGCUGCACGCCUAGAAUACGUUUUGUGUUCAUAUAACCAGUGUAUUUUUCAUAACCGUUCAUCGCAUCAUAGCUACAGCCACCUGUUACUUGCCAUAAAAAAUAUAAAGGCAUUAAACCAGCCGAUAGAAAUGUUACAUGACUUUAGCCACAAGAAGAUUGUGUAAUCUUGAUCUUAUGGUUAUGAAAAUAUUGGUUUCUGUUGUUUGAUUAUAGCCAAUAAAAUUCUUGCCAAAGGGCAUAUAUGCAAAAUUAAUCUUCAUGCGGCAGGAUACAACCCUAUAAAACCUUUUUGUGAACUCCAACUCCCAUGAGAAAGCAUACUGCACCCCUCAGAAACGGUGCUGUGUGUGUUCUCCCAUUGCUGUUUCUCAUAUCCUAAUACUCUACUCCAACUCGAGGUGUGGUGAGAUCAUUUUUCUGAAAUCAUUUUCCGACACUAUUUUUAUGUACAACGAUGGAUAUUCUAGAAGUUUCUGAAGACCAGACAGCUUUACAAUGGCUGGCUUAAGGGCAUUCUGGUUUGCAUUUGUAGUCAAAAGCAAGAAAAUACAUUUCAAGUAAUGAAAGUAGCUUGUCCUCCAACAUUGUUUCCAGGGGCUGCACAUGUGGGGUCAAGUGGUAGAAGGCAGCACAAUGCGUCCACCAGAGGGAGCCAUAGCCAUAUAAUUCUCCAGACCAGGAAGUUAGGAAGAGGGCACACCUGAACCAGAUGAUCAUCACUGUCCUAUAUAAGCUCUGUGACUCACCCAUGCAUGAAGUGCCUGUAAUGAAAUAUAAUAUAAUAAUUGAUUUUCUGGUGCCAUUCAACUUGUGUAUGACCUGUGUUUUCAACAGGACCUGUUUAUGGAAAUGACCUGAGUUUGCAAGAAGGUCUACAGCAUAGUGCAAUAUAUUUAAUUUCUGUACGGGGCCACACAAUAUUCCAGCUUUCAGGGUGAUACUGCAUAUGACAAUAUCCAGGACUGAAACAUACUGAAUGAAACUCACUGUUCUAUAGUUUGCAUGUUUCUCUCCUACAUUUGCCCUUGCUCAUUUAUAGCUCCCUGCGUAAUCCCUGCUUGGAGAUUUUCCAGAGGUUUUUUCCUGGUCUGGCACGUGCUGUCUGUCCCUCAGGGUGAUGGCACGCAGUAGGCUUUUUUCAGGGAUUGCUGAGGAACUUCCAGGUCUUUUGACUUGGUAUUUAUGCUAAUUUUAUUCCAGAAUAAAUAUUCAGUAUAUCUUUCAGAUAUAAAUUUAAAUUGGUGACCUUUUUAUGCCUGGUUUCUAAACCAAACAGACUACUCUGACCUUUCAAAGGAUAGAAUUAGGCACUAAACAGUUUUUAUAAAUGCUUUUACGUUAUAUGUCACUUUCCCUGGUUUUCCUCACCUUCCCCUUUCUUAUACCUGUGUCUCCUUUUACAUUUACCACCCUUCCUUUCUCUUCUUCUUCCUUCUCCUAGCUCUCUCUCUCCCUCCCUCCCUCCCUCUCUCUCUCUCUCUCUCCUGCUGUCUUGGUCUCCCCUCUCUCAGUGUGUGUUGUCAAUAAUUGAUGAUUUUUACUGACUCAAAGGGUAACAGGUCUAAAAGCUGAUCUUUCAUUUAGCCUCUUCCCAAGCCGUUUCUGUGCUCGGUGUCUCACCGUUUGUCUGCAAGAGUGUGUGUAACUGCGUGUGCAUGUCUGACCACGUCAGCAUACCUCGAUGCAAAUGCCGUAUAUUCUCUUUAUUUAUAUAUCUGUCAUAUCGGUUUAUAUCCACUUAUGGCAGUGAAGGAGUUAACUAUGUCAGUCUCCCUAACAGCAGGGCAGAGGAAAGGAAGUAGAGAGAUUAAAUGAGAAAGAGGCAGGGGGUAGAGAAGAGGGAGACUGAGAGGGACUGAGAAUUUGAUUCAGUAAUCACACUGACUGACUGCCUGAAAGGCUGAUUAAACUGGACUCAACAGCACAUCAACACUGACACAGAGAGAUGGAGAAAGAGAGAAGAAAUGACAAAUUCUUUUCCAGGAAGAGAAGUUUCACUUUUGGUGCUUACGGAGGGGUGGACAGGUUCAUCUGUGAAGCGCGACAAGAAUCCAUAGAGCGGAGCAUCCUGGACAUACUUGACUCUCCCACUAAUGAGACUAAAUCUGUACUCACUGCGACCACAAAUCAGAGGUCCACAGACCUUUUUGAAAUAAUCGAGAAGCUUCAGGGAAGUCGUCUCGAUGAACAGCGAUGUGCGUUCCCUCCCCCAUUGAAGCUUUUAAAGAUAAGCAGCACCCUCCCCUUGAUUCUCCCCCCAAAAUCAGGAGGCUACUGGAUAGAUCCUCCCUUUGAAAAGUUUGUUGAGACCAGCCCCACCUCUUCUGUCCCUGGACUCGAAGUAGAGAGUUAUGACAUUAUGGAACGAGACAGUGAAGCAAAGAUCUACAGAGAAUGGUUCAGACCCAAGUAUCAUAACUCAUUCACAGCAGUUGACCCUUCGCUAGGACCGCUUGUUCUCUCUGUUUGUUUGGAAGAAGAGGAAAAAAGACUGAGAGUCAUACUGAGAAUGAAAGAAUGCACUCUGCAAGGCAUUUUCUCUCUCUCUCUCUUCCAACACUUCCCUACUGCUAUUGAGCUGGCUAAGAUGUUGUGUGAGUCUGUUACUGUGUCCCAAUUUGAGGCUGUCAGUUACCUCAAGGCACCAGAACUUAUCACAGCAUUCGAUGAGCACAGAGUGUCACAGAAUUUCAAGUUUGGUGUUUUGUACCAGAAAGAGGGACAGCUCACAGAAGAAGAUAUACUUAGUAACAAUGAAGAAAGUGAGGAGUUUCAAGCUUUUCUGUCAAUUUUGGGGGAAACAGUGAAACUGCAGGGCUUCACAGGGUUCCGAGGAGGUUUGGAUGUGUGUCAUGGUCAGACAGGAAGCGAUGCAGUUGUCACUUCCUUCCACGGGAGAGAAAUAAUGUUUCAUGUGGCUACCAAACUGCCCUUCACAGAGGGUGACACGCAGCAACUGCAGAGAAAAAGGCACAUUGGAAAUGAUAUUGUUGCGUUGGUUUACCAGGAAGGUCCAGCCCCUUUUAUCUCUGACAUCAUCAGCUCUCACUUCCUGCAUUGUUUCAUAGUCGUCAGGCGGAUGCUAAAAGGAAGUAGGGGCGAGGAAGCAAAAGGUGCAACAUUUCAGGUGUCAGUCACAGCAAGAGAGGACGUUCCACCAUUUGGUCCUCCCCUCCCAGAUCCACCUAUUUUCACAGAGUGUCCUGGCUUUAGAGAAUUCCUUUUGACCAAACUUAUCAAUGCAGAGAUUUCCUGCUACAAGGCUGAACGAUUCAGCAGAUUGGAGCUUCGUACUCGUUCAUCUCUCCUGGAGGGACUGAGAUCAGAGCUGUCCUCACAGUCCCAGUGCAUGCUGGGAGAGCCGACCCCUCCAGCUCUCGCUCUUUCUGAUGGGGUUAGGGGCGGGUCGGAAGGAGGUGGUGGGUUCAUUGAAAACUUCAAGAGGGCAAUCAGGGUACGCAGUCACUCUUUUGACACCCUGGGGGUACCUAAAAAGACAGGCAUAGGGGGGCCACCACAGAAGCCUCGAGUAUUCCAUGGUACAUCACCUGGAGCAGAUAAAGAAGGAGAAAGUGAAUCAAGCAAUAAGCAGUCGGGACCCAACCUUCAGCUGAAUGGCAGUCCCAAUAAUGGAGAUGGUAAAGGUCAAAACAGUCCACAAGAGGAUGAGUAGACAACAAUAAACUGUAUGUUCACUGUGCUUUAAAGGCACAGUGCUCCUAAUUGAGAAUGUACUUCUCUUACACAUUGGCAAAUAUGUAAUGAGAGGGAUAUUUAUUGGAUGUACAGCACAGGUAUUUUUAUUAUUAUAAAUUAUAGUAAACUGAGUAAACCAUUUGAGGAAAAAUACAUAACUCACAUUGAUAGGCUGUAACAAUGACUGUAUUCUGUAAUCUGAAUUAAACAAAUGUCCAUGCUUUUGUAUGUCACAUUUAACUAUUCUUCAGCUAUAGCAUUACUAAGCAUCGGUCAUUUAAAUCCUAAGACACCAGUUCAGCCUUGAAAACCAAAGAGCUCUGUGAUGCAUUUGUACUAGAUUAAGAAUAUUUAGAAUAUUUAUUUUUUAAAAAUCAAAAAAAAAAGUUUCAAUGGUAGUUGAACAAUUGAGUAUGUACCGUGGGGCAUCCUGUGAGGAACCUAUUUAGUCUUCAUUUUUAGCUGGACUGAGGACAAGGACGAGGGGAUAAGGAAUGAAGUAUGUGUCUGAGCGCAGUCAAGGACAAUCCCACCAACCAAAUCCUCCCUCCCUGGCUGACAUAUGGUCGGCUUUAAGCCUACCACUCUGCAUGGCUGCAUGCCACAGUCAUCAGUGGGAUGGUCCGGAUUCGUCGCCUGACCAAAAGACGCAUCCAUGCCCGUGAACCCAACGUCUCAGCCGAAUGAGUCAGCUGAUAGCCCAGUCUGGUUACGUUUCGACGGCAUAAAAAGAACAAUAUUGUUAAAACAUCUGAGACUGUGGCUUGGUUAAACCACCACGCUACGGUGCAUGGAUGAGCCUCAUGGCCUCGGAUCGAGUCCGGACCAUUGCAGUGCCCGAGUGUGGCUGGCGUCUCCAUAUGGCAACACGAAACUGGCGACUGUGUCACCAAGGGUAUGGGAGGAUUCAGUCCGGCAGGGGGGUCCACAUUAAUCACUAUCUAGUGACCCCUACUGGCCAUUAUGACACCCGUGGACUGCCUGCUAAAGCCGCAGGCUCUGCUCUAUGCAGGCUCAUCUGAAGUCUGUGGUGUGUAAGGGGCAGCUGGAGGAGAACCAUGGAUGUCCACAAUCUCCUAAAUUGGCAGCGGGUUUAGCGCAUGAACGCGGCUGCGGUUGCGGGCGAUGGGCCCUUCUAAAAUGGCGUGGGAAUUGGAUAUGCUCAGCCCAACGUCGGGCACCAAAUAAUAAAAACAUAUACAACACAAUCCAGGCUACAUUCGUGGAGGCUUAGAGAGUGUUUUCUGUCUGCGGACAAUUUGUUGCAAAGAUCAGAAAUUCAUUGAAUGUGGAGUCCAUUGAUGUACUCUACGUUUUGAAAGUGCACUUCCAAAGGAAAAAAAAGAACUCACUUGAGUCAUUACAGGCCUAUGCCUAUUUUGUUUUGCUUAGCCUAUUGGCCAACAUUUUAAUUAGAGAGAUAUCUGUCUUAUUUAUGCUUGGCCACAGUCUGUUGUAUUUGUAAUAGGCCAAAGUAUAUUUUGUUUUAUUAUGCAAAGUCUAUUUUGUAGUUAUUAUAAGCCAUUUUGUUAUGUUUUUUUUUGUUUUUACAUAGGUCUCAAAUGUUUUAUUGGUGAUAGCCUAUUUAAUUUAUCACAAUGUGAGAGCAUAUAGGCCUAUGAAUGUAGUGCUGAAUUGGCAUUGUCUAAUGUUUAGCACCUGUUUGUAGUGCUGAAAGUACAAUAAAGAAAUGUUCUGUGACGUGA
Messenger RNA from Anguilla rostrata (American eel), 5751 nucleotides. It is a transcript of the gene rap1gapl, whose product is annotated as RAP1 GTPase activating protein-like. The record is from RefSeq and is a predicted model, not a curated record. Gene Ontology annotation, biological process: regulation of small GTPase mediated signal transduction; activation of GTPase activity. Gene Ontology annotation, cellular component: cytoplasm. NCBI's taxonomy places the organism in Eukaryota, Metazoa, Chordata, Actinopteri, Anguilliformes, Anguillidae. The transcript is spliced from 19 exons. Bases 2295 to 4022 code for a protein of 575 amino acids. Gene Ontology annotation, molecular function: GTPase activator activity.